Pogona vitticeps (central bearded dragon) is the source of this 1493-nucleotide messenger RNA. The record is from RefSeq and is a predicted model, not a curated record. Lineage: Eukaryota; Metazoa; Chordata; Lepidosauria; Squamata; Agamidae.
CCCUCCUUCCCCCGCCCCGCUGUCUUGCAGGGAAUUACCGGACGCAGUUGUGGGACAAGCAGUCCGAGUCCUUCCUGCCCUCCACGCCGGGGCUGGGCAUGUUCGUGGAGGUCAAGGACCCCGACGGGAAGGUGGUUCUCUCCCGGCAGUACGGCUCUGAGGGCCGCUUCACGUUCACCUCCCACAGGCCUGGCGAGCACCAGAUCUGCCUCCACUCCAACUCCACCCGCAUGGCGCUCUUUGCUGGGGGCAAACUGCGAGUGCACCUAGAUAUCCAGGUUGGGGAACACGCCAAUAAUUACCCAGAGAUCGCUGCCAAGGACAAGCUGACAGAGCUGCAGUUAAGAGCCAGGCAGCUUCUGGACCAGGUGGAGCAAAUUCAGAAGGAGCAGAAUUACCAAAGGUACCGAGAGGAGAGAUUCCGCAUGACAAGUGAGAGCACCAACCAGCGGGUGUUAUGGUGGUCCAUUGCUCAGACUGUCAUCCUCAUUCUUACUGGCAUUUGGCAGAUGAGACACCUCAAGAGUUUCUUUGAAGCCAAAAAAUUGGUUUAGUCUCUUGGAUGACACAGACACUUACCAUGACUCAAGGGUUUACUGUUUUGCGCAUCCUAGACUCGCAGAAAACUGUGAAGGAGAUCCAACAUAGAACAUCCAUGGUUCAGCACCCAAAGCCUCCCUCUCCAAAGCCACUCGCCUCAAAAACGUUUCUGGUGCCGCCAUUCUCCCCCCCCCACUGUGUUACAACAGAAAAAGCCAGGGCUGUUGGGGGUUGAGGAAGGGAAGUCUCACCCCCACCCCCGGUCAUUCCAAGAAGGAAACAUUGCUUUCAGGAGAUAUGGAAGUCUUUCUCUUGCUCUACUGUAGUGUUCUGAUUUUACAAAGUUUUCUUUUUGUAGCUGACACCAGUGCAUUUGUUGCCUUGCAAAAAUUGUUCGUAACAACAGAAGGCAGUGGAAAGUCAAGGGGAAGCCUUAACUUAUAACAGAACUCCACCCUUUCCCUUGAAUAGCUGUACAGUUGCACAGAUUGCAUGGGAUAACAACAGAAGUAAAAAUCAAAGUUUUAUUCUGAAAAAAUCAGGACCUUGUUUUUGCCAGCACUUGGCACCCCUCCCCAGUUGCCUGUACAGAGUAGUGGACCUCUCCCUUUUUUGGCAGUCAACGUUUUCAGAAUUCACAUCCAGAGCCCCUUGAUCUGCAUUGAGAAUUACAGGCGAAAGAGAUGGCAGGUGUUCCCGCAAGAGCCUGGAGGGAGGCUUGCAGGUAACACCUGUGUCCCUUGGAGCUCAGGAAGAGAGGCCUGCCUGUGGCCAACUCCACGCCUGUUAUUUUGGGUUCCAGCCAAGCUGGGACUUGGAAUAAUGAGAAAUAGAAAUGGGAAAUGCGGCUUUCUUUGGAGCAGAAAGAAUUUUUCCUUCCCUGCAUGGUAGGGUAAAUUUUUGACAUUGUUUCUUGUUGCAGUUUUGGAGUGAAAUAAAAGUUUUUCUGCAAA